Thlaspi arvense is the source of this 3134-nucleotide messenger RNA. NCBI's taxonomy places the organism in Eukaryota, Viridiplantae, Streptophyta, Magnoliopsida, Brassicales, Brassicaceae. The record is from the annotation of a GenBank genome assembly.
UGGUAGGAUUUUGAGCUCGCGAAAAAAAUUAACUUCAUCAUCACUUUGCGCCGCUCUCUUGCUCUCUCUCUCUCUCUCUCUCUCUCUCUCUCUCUCAGUUUCAGGUAAAGCUUCUUCAGCUUUCCUCUUACAUCAAAUACUUGCUUCUCGCAUCGCUCCUGUUGUUUCGUUUAUAGACAUAAGCUUUCUCCGUCUUGCAAGCCAGGUUGAUCAGUGUAGAAAGGGUCUUAUACUGAGGCGCAAAGGAUGAAGCUUGACGUGAAUGUGUUGAGAUAUCUUUCGAAAGAUGAUUUUCGAGUUCUCACUGCAGUGGAGAUGGGAAUGCGAAACCAUGAGAUUGUUCCUUGCGAGCUCGUGGAGCGCAUUGCCUGUCUAAAACAUGGAGGCACAUACAAAGUCCUGAAGAACUUGCUCAAGUACAAGCUUUUGCAUCACGACAGCUCCAAAUAUGAUGGAUUCCGACUCACCUAUCUGGGUUACGACUUCCUUGCCAUUAAAACAUUGGUCAACCGUGGUAUAUUCACCGGUGUUGGUCGUCAGAUUGGAGUCGGUAAAGAGUCAGACAUUUUUGAGGUCGCUCAGGAAGAUGGAACCAUUUUGGCAAUGAAGUUACAUAGACUUGGGAGAACCUCCUUCAGGGCUGUCAAAUCUAAGCGUGACUACUUGAGGCAUCGCAGUAGUUUCAGCUGGCUCUAUCUCUCCCGUCUUGCGGCUCUCAAGGAGUUUGCUUUUAUGAAGGCUCUGGAAGAACAUGACUUUCCGACUCCAAAAGCUAUUGACUGCAAUAGGCACUGUGUUAUCAUGUCCCUUGUGGAAGGAUACCCCUUGGUUCAGGUGAAGCAAUUACAGAACCCUGAGACAGUUUUCGAGAAGAUCAUUGGCAUUGUUGUUCGUUUGGCUGAGCAUGGUCUUAUUCAUUGUGAUUUCAAUGAGUUCAACAUCAUGAUUGAUGAUGAUGAGAAACUUACGAUGAUUGACUUUCCACAAAUGGUUUCUGUUUCACACCAAAAUGCUCAAAUGUACUUUGACCGUGAUAUCGAAUGCAUCUUCAAGUUUUUCAGAAAGAGGUUUAAUAUGACUUUCCAAGAAGAUAGAGAUGAGUCAGAUGAGACAGAGGUGGAAGUGGAUGAGAACAGCAGACCAUCUUUCUAUGAUAUAACUAAAGAUGCUAAUGCUCUGGAUAGAGAACUUGAAGCUAGUGGUUUCACAAAGAAGGAGCAGAAUGACCUCGAUAAAGUAUGUGGGCUGGAGAAGAGUAAAGAUUCUGAUGAGGAUGAGGAUGAGGAUGAUGAUGAGGAAUCUGCUGAUGAAGAGCAGAAUCGUGAGUCAAAUGAAGAAGAAAACCUAAAUGAAAUGAAAUCAUUACAGUUGAAAGAGAAGGAACAUAAUAGUUCUGAUGGUGUUGAGGUGGAUAACAAUGAGAAAGGUGAAGACAGCGGAGAUAAAGAUGAAGUUGGAAGUGAUGAGGAGGAAGAAGAGGAUGAUGCAGAGCUGGUUAAAAAACUGGGCAAGCAAAGACGCAGAGCCAUGGCAGCAGCCAGGGGAGGUAGAAAGUCGCAGUCUUCAAGAAACACAUACAAGGACAAAGGAAAGGGUUCCCAAAACUCCAAGAUCCACAACAACAUGAGCGGCUGGCCGACUAAAUCUGCUCCGAGUUCUCCGGCAAAGCCACUAGGCAUCUCCCGCACUCGGUCUGAAUCAUUCCAUGCUAUCCACAAAGUUCCUAUCGGAGACAGUCCUUAUGUCAGGGCCAAGAAUGUUCAGUUGGUGGAGAAGGAUCCUGAGAGAGCAAUUCCUCUGUUCUGGUCCGCCAUUAAUGCCGGAGAUAGAGUUGACAGUGCUCUGAAAGAUAUGGCCAUCGUGAUGAAGCAGCAGGACCGCGCUGAAGAAGCCAUUGAAGCCAUUAAAUCUCUCAGACUCAGGUGUUCGGAUCAAGCCCAGGAAUCGCUGGACAAUAUCCUCCUAGAUCUCUACAAGAGAUGUGGGAGAUUAGAUGACCAGAUUGGGCUUUUGAAACACAAACUCUUUUUGAUACAAAAAGGGCUCGCCUUUAACGGCAAAAGAACCAAAACCGCAAGAUCUCAGGGCAAGAAAUUUCAGGUCUCUGUGGAGCAAGAAGCCACUCGUUUACUGGGAAACUUAGGAUGGGCUUUGAUGCAAAGAGACAACUUCGUGGAAGCUGAAGAUGCAUACAGGAGGGCUCUGUCAAUCGCACCGGACAACAACAAGAUGUGUAAUCUCGGAAUCUGCCUUAUGAAGCAAGGCAGGAUCGAUGAAGCCAAAGAGACUUUAAGACGUGUGAAACCCGCCGUCGUGGAUGGUCCCAGAGGAGUGGAUUCACACCUAAAAGCUUACGAGAGAGCGCAACAGAUGCUCAAGGAUCUUGGAUCUGAGAUGAUGAGAAGAGGAGGGGAUGAUAAAGUUGAGCAGAGGAGGCUUUUCGAGUCAAUGUUCGGGUCUUCCUCUAUAUGGCAGCCUCAGCCUUGUAGAGAGCAGAACGUGAAGCCCAAGUCGAAGCCUGAGUUGAGCAAUGAUGGAUACGGUGACGAGAACGUGAAGAGGGAUGUCAACGUGAAUGUAAAUGUUCCAGUAAACCCAUUACGGGUGGAUGCAAAACCUUUCUUCUCUUCCAAGUUGAUCAGCAACAACGAGAAGCUGAAGAGGACGAGAUCGUCGAGCCAAACGUUGGGAGUGUUGGGGUGUGUUGGUGGUGGCGACGAGGCGGAGACAAACGGGAAGAGAAGAUUGUCGAUGGAGAAGAGAGCAACAGACUGUGGAUUACCAGACAACAAGGAGUUUGAAGAAGCCAUGAUCAUGGCUGUUUUGGGGACAGAAACGAAAGUGGACAAGAAGAGGCUCAAGGUUUUUCAGGACAUCACUUUGUCCUCCCUUAGCCCAAGAGCCUGAGUUAUCUCUCAACCAGAAUCUCUAACCAAUCUAUUUAUUCAUAAUUCUAAUUUUUAUUAGUUCCAUGGUGGUGAAUGCAAAAAGGAGAUGAGCUCUUAUUCUCCUUGGUGAUAUCUAUUAAUGUUUUUGUCAGCUUUAAAGCUUGCUUCAUUUUUUCUUCUUCACAAUUAUUGUCAUUGACCAAUAAUAAUGAAAAAAAGUUAUGUUCUUUGCCAAUCUAUACACAA